Messenger RNA from Aureobasidium melanogenum CBS 110374, 1770 nucleotides. RefSeq lists its product as uncharacterized. NCBI's taxonomy places the organism in Eukaryota, Fungi, Ascomycota, Dothideomycetes, Dothideales, Saccotheciaceae. Gene Ontology annotation, molecular function: chromatin binding; phosphatase inhibitor activity; transcription corepressor activity. The transcript has 2 exons. The annotation marks the transcript as partial. Gene Ontology annotation, biological process: negative regulation of phosphatase activity; negative regulation of transcription by RNA polymerase II. The record is from RefSeq and is a predicted model, not a curated record.
ACUAUGGCGGACUUUGCCCAACUUGAGACGCGCCGGCUUGAACUGGAAGAGAACGUGGCAAAGCUACGCAAAUCUUUGCAACACUGGCGAACAUGGGAUGCCGAGUAUGAAGGCUUGAAAGAAGAGCUUUCAUCUGGUGUAAACGUUCAAUCGGAAACGGACUGUGUGAAAGCAUACCAGACUUUGUAUACCAUUCUGACCGUUCUAGAAAUUUUUGAUUUGUUUGGAGUUGGAAAAGGAGCUAUCCGCCAUCCGAUAGAGGUCAGCCGACUCGUCGACAGGCGGCUCGACUAUGUUCAACAAAAUGUAUCCACCAUUACCAAGCAGGUGGAAAAGGCUGAAACUCAAUUGUCCGAAGUAUUGGAAGAAAUGGAUAGAGAAGACGAUGAAGGGCCAGAACCUGGACUGCCUAUGACUGAGAUUCUCGAGGAACUGGAUGAGGACGGAAACGUUAUAUCGAGCAAGGUCACCCAACCUGAAGAGCAAACAGCACAGAUUAUCGACACUCUCCGAAAGGCUGGCUUGAAGGACAUGGACCCUAAGCCAAAGAAUGAAGAAAAGACCAAGGAACCAACCACCGGGGCCAAUGAGAAGCUUAGCACUGCUCCGGCGAACAAGACACAAGAUGUGCCACAACCCUCAGCAAGUACUUCAAAGCCGGCCAAGAAAGGAGUUAGCUUCGCAGAGGAGGUUCAAGAAAAAGAAAUUCCCUCGCGCGCCGACAAUGCCAAUGCCAGCAGGUCAUCGGGAGUCAACCCUGCCUUGUUCAAUGGCUCAUUCUCAAAUGGCGAGCGUGUCAUUGAGUUGGACGAUGACGACGAUAUCAUCGGAACCCAAGCAGUCAUUCCUGAGGAUGAAUCUCCCGAAGACGCAAGACUACGAAGAGAAAUGCUCCAGUACAACCUGAAUGAAGUUGGCCAAGUGGUAGCCGAACUGGAUCUCGACGAAAACUUGUCAGACUUCGAAGAUGACGAUGACUAUUUCGAUGAAGAAUAUGACAGCGAGAUGUCCGAGGAGGAAGACGAGUAUGGGAGAUCAAUCCGUCCUGGAGUCAGCAAAAGCUACAGACAGCAGAUGCAGGACUUGGAGGAACAACUUCGCUCGAAAGUUAUUGGAAAUCUUGGACCCAAUCUUCAAGAAGUCGAUCCUGUAUACGAUCCCGAAGGACUUCGUCGACUUGUGGUUCGUGGUGAGGAAGUAGCCUCGGACGAGAAUGUCAAGCCGGCAAUUUCGAAAGGCAAAGAGGCUGUCAAGCCAGAUGCACCUGCAAAGAAAGGCGUCAGAUUUUCGGAAGCGUUGGAUGUGCAGGAAGCACCCAAAAGAUCAGAGGCUCCAGUCUCGAAGCCGCGCUCUGCACCAAUUGCAGAUGUUGUCGAGCGAGCACCUUCCAAAGCUCAGGCACCCUCCGAGCCAGCAAAACCUGCCAAGGUCUCACGCUUCAAGCAAAACAGGGCAGCUGCUUCAGAGUCCUCCCCAUCCGAGCCUACACCAAAUCAAGUCACUGGCUCUGUCAUCUCAGACAAGAUUGUUGAAAAGCCAACUGCCCCAUCGACUAAUGCACGCGCACCUGAAGAAGCAGACGAACUCGAUCCUGAACUGCAGCAACGUCAACUGGCCUCCGAGUACUAUCGUCUGAGAAACAACAUCAUUCGUCAACAAGGCGGUUUCAAGGAGACGGAAGAAGAAAAGGAUGAUCCUUUGAUGGAGCAGUUCCCCGAUGGCAAGAUGAAGAAGGUGAGUAGAUUCAAGGCUGCCAGGAUGAAGUUUUAG